Molecule: messenger RNA, 1188 nt
Organism: Aspergillus saccharolyticus JOP 1030-1
Lineage: Eukaryota; Fungi; Ascomycota; Eurotiomycetes; Eurotiales; Aspergillaceae
Gene: phb1
Product: prohibitin subunit PHB1
Exons: 2
Coding region: 80-910 (276 amino acids)
Biological process (GO): mitochondrion organization
Cellular component (GO): mitochondrion; membrane
Source: RefSeq, a predicted model, not a curated record
CGGGAAUUGAUACUCGUCGAAUUAGAGCUUCAUUCCUUCCCCUCCUCUUUUCCCCCUCCAGAUACAGCCAGCAAUCACUAUGUCCAACCGCCUUUUAUUCCAGUAUGGAGCUCCCUUCUUGGGGUUCUGGCUUCUCGGUGAAUCCAUCUACGAUGUCCGUGGCGGUACUCGCGCCGUCAUCUUCGACCGAUUGUCCGGUGUGCAGGAGAAGGUCGUGAAUGAAGGCACACACUUCCUCAUUCCCUGGUUGCAGAAGGCCAUCAUUUACGAUGUCCGCACCAAGCCCCGUCAUAUCUCUACCACAACCGGAAGUAAGGACUUGCAGAUGGUCAGCUUGACCCUGCGUGUUCUGCACCGUCCUGAUGUCCCGAAGCUGCCGGUGAUUUACCAGUCAUACGGUACCGAUUACGAUGAGCGUGUGCUGCCCUCUAUCGGAAACGAAGUUCUCAAGGCCAUCGUGGCCCAAUUCGAUGCCGCUGAGCUGAUCACCCAGCGCGAGGCCGUCUCCAACCGCAUCCGCACGGACCUGAUGAAGCGUGCAGCACAGUUCAACAUCGCUCUUGAAGAUGUCUCCAUCACCCACAUGACUUUCGGCAAGGAAUUCACGCGCGCUGUCGAGCAGAAGCAGAUCGCCCAGCAGGAUGCUGAACGGGCUCGGUUCAUCGUCGAGAGAGCUGAGCAGGAGCGCCAGGCCAACGUUAUCCGAGCUGAGGGUGAAGCUGAGAGUGCCGACAUCAUCAGCAAGGCCGUCGCCAAGGCCGGCAGCGGGCUGAUCGAGAUCCGUCGUAUUGAGGCUAGCAAGGAGAUUGCCAAUACACUGGCCAGCAACCCUAACGUUACAUACCUCCCCGGCAACGACGGCAAGGAAGGUGGCAAAAGCACAAGCCUUCUGCUAGGCUUGAGAAACUGAAGUGGAAUCGUCAUGUAGUUUUUAUUAAUUUGUUAUUCCGUUUCCUUUACCUGGAUGGACCUCGGGCGUGCAUGAUCUCCCUGGCGAACUGAUGUUGUUUGGUUUUCCCUUCCUCUCUUCCUUUUGACAUACACCCUUCUAUCGACUGUAGCAAUAACAUACUCAUUCUUCGCUCUUGAUAUCUCUCCUUCGCCCGCCUUGUGGGGCCAUGUCCGUCCCAAUGAACUAUCUUGUAAUCCUUCAGUAUCAAUUAUAGGAAACGGUGCCAGACCGAGCAG